This is a messenger RNA of Penicillium manginii, 1164 nucleotides long. RefSeq names its product glycoside hydrolase superfamily. The record is from RefSeq and is a predicted model, not a curated record. Gene Ontology annotation, molecular function: glucan exo-1,3-beta-glucosidase activity. NCBI's taxonomy places the organism in Eukaryota, Fungi, Ascomycota, Eurotiomycetes, Eurotiales, Aspergillaceae. Gene Ontology annotation, biological process: glucan catabolic process. The transcript has a single exon. Bases 1 to 1164 code for a protein of 387 amino acids. Gene Ontology annotation, cellular component: extracellular region; cell surface.
AUGAAGUCCGUCAUACUGCUAUCUUUACUGGUAGGCCCGUCUCUUUGCCUCGCUGCAGCAUCCAACGCCUAUCUGGAUUGGAAGUCCUUCAAUGCUGUCGGUGCCAACCUAGGCGGCUGGCUCGUACAGGAAUCAACCAUCGACACUGCAUGGUGGGCUCAGUACUCUGGAGGUGCUGUUGACGAAUGGGGUCUUUGUGCCCACCAGGGCUCUCAAUGUGGACCAGUCCUUGAACGUCGAUAUGCCACUUGGAUCACAACUGCGGACAUUGACAUUCUGGGCGCGGCUGGUGUCAACGUCCUUCGCAUCCCAACUACAUAUGCGGCUUGGGUUGAAGUUCCUGGAUCGCAAUUGUACCAUGGCAACCAACAGGCUUUUCUAGCUAGCAUGUCCUCAUAUGCCAUCAAUAAAUUCGGCAUGCAUAUCAUCAUUGACAUCCACUCUCUUCCGGGUGGAGUGAAUGGCUUCCCUUUUGGUGAAGCUGAUGGACACUACGGCUGGUUUAACAACCAGACUGCUCUCAAAUAUUCCUUGGAAGCUGUUGAUGCGGCCAUUUCUUUUAUCCAAAACUCAAACUCUCCACAAUCAUACACUCUGGCGCCAAUCAAUGAGCCUGUCGAUGUCGAGGAUCUCUCUCUCUUUGGAACACCGUAUUGCCUUACCGAUAGUGGUGCCACGUACUUAGCAAACUACAUGCAUCAAGUCAUUGCUAAGGUGGAGGCUAUCAAUAGUAAGAUCCCCAUUAUGUUCCAGGGAAGCUUCAAAGGCGAAGCAUACUGGUCUGCCAACUUUACGGACGACACAAAUCUCGUGUUCGACAUCCACAAUUAUUAUUUCGAAGGUCGAUCCGCGAGCCCAAGCAACGUGACGCAGCUUAUCUGUGCAGAUGCUGUUAACUCGGCUGGCGAUGGAAAAUUCCCGACAUUUGUGGGCGAGUGGUCUAUCCAGACGCAGAUUGCCAACACCUUUGCUUCUCGUGCGAAGAUACUGGAGACCGGCCUUGCUGCGUGGAAAAAGUAUACUCGAGGUAGUGCUUACUGGACCACCAAAUUCACGGGAAAUACCACAGUUGACGGGGAGGGAACCCAGAUGGAUUAUUGGAAUUACGAGACGUUCAUUAAUUUGGGAUAUACGAAGUCAACAUCCGCAGCUGUGUCGUGUUAG